UUCACUAUUCCCAACUACUCAAAAGAAAAUUCUAAAAAAUUUCUGUGUUUGUACACAAUUUGACCUGUUGCUCCAUAUUACACGGCGCGGUAGAAUCUGUCACCAUUCCACAUUCCAUUAGGUUGAUGCCUGUCAUAGUAGUUCAUUCAUACACGAUAAACUCAUAAACCCGAUAUCACCUUCUAACAUUUAAUUUGCUGCUGAAGAAAACUGUUUUUUAUUUGUGGGUAUUCAUUUUUCCACUUCCCCAAUGCCCAUUUCCUUUCCUGGCAAUUGCUCUCGAUAUAAUUAAGGCUUUUUGCCAAUCUUCUUGGAAUUAGCGAAAAUGGCAACAGAUGACCCAGAGCAGCUCACUUUCUCUUCAAUCGGACAGCCCGGGAAGUCGUCCGGCGAGAUUGGAAGUGUUCAAGAGCCUCUCCUUCAUGGCCAACAACCACAUAUCGAGAAUUAUUCUGUGGUGGCAUGUAUACUGCCGUUUCUGUUCCCUGCUCUUGGAGGACUGCUCUAUGGUUAUGAUAUUGGCGCUACAUCCUGUGCCACAAUUUCCAUAGAGUCUGCCACAUCAAGUGGGAUUUCAUGGUAUGACUUGUCAUCUGUGCAAAUUGGUCUCAUAACUAGUGGUUCACUUUAUGGUGCUUUAAUUGGUUCUUUCCUGGCCUUCAACAUUGCUGACUUCCUAGGACGAAGAAGGGAAUUGAUGCUGUCUUCUAUACUAUAUCUUAUUGGAGGCUUGAUAACAGCAUUCGCACCAGUCUAUGUUAUUAUGGUGAUUGGCCGUUUUGUUUAUGGUGUAGGAAUUGGGUUGGCAAUGCAUGCUGCUCCUAUGUACAUUGCUGAGACAUCACCGAGCCAGAUAAGAGGGCUGCUUAUUUCUCUUAAAGAGUUCCUAAUAGUCUUUGGAAUGCUAUUAGGCUAUACAGUUGGCAGCCUUAUGGUGGAAGUUGUUGCUGGUUGGCGGUAUAUGUAUGGAGUUAGUGUCCCAAUAUCGAUUGUUAUGGGGAUCGGAAUGUGGUGGCUUCCUGCAUCACCUAGAUGGAUUCUGCUAUGUGCUAUUCAAGGGAAGGGUGAUAUGCCGGGUUUACGAGAGACAGCCGUAAGUUGCUUGUGCCGGUUGAGGGGUGCAACAAUUGGGGAUUCGGCACAUCAUCAAGUAGAUGAAAUUCUGUCUGAGCUUUCUCAUUUAAGUGAAGAAAAAGAGGCCACAAUCGGAGAAAUGUUUCAAGGGAAGUGCUUGAAAGCCCUAACAAUUGGUGCUGGACUAAUCUUGUUCCAACAGAUUACUGGGCAACCGAGUGUUCUGUAUUAUGCUGCAAAAAUUUUUCAGGAUGCAGGAUUUGCUGCGGCAGCUGAUGCCACAAGGGCGUCGAUCUUUCUUGGGUUGCUGAAGCUGAUUAUGACAGGUGUGGCUGUUGUAGUUGUCGAUAGGCUUGGGAGAAGACCUUUGCUACUUGGAGGUGUCUCUGGCAUUGCAGUAGCACUAUUUCUUCUGGGAUCAUAUUACACCUUUCUAGACAAUGUGCCGCCGGUUGCGGUGAUUGCUUUGCUAUUGUAUGUGGGAUGUUACCAGUUAUCUUUUGGUCCAAUUGGUUGGUUGAUGAUUUCGGAGAUCUUUCCUCUACGAGUGAGAGGGCGCGGUUUGAGCAUUGCGGUUCUUGUGAACUUCGGAACCAACGCUCUCGUGACAUUUGCAUUUUCUCCUAUGAAGGAGUUGGUGGGAGCUGGAAACGUGUUUUUCAUAUUUGGUGUGAUAGCUGUUGUGGCUGUUAUUUUCGUCUUCUUCAUCAUACCGGAGACGAAGGGGCUGACGUUAGAGGAGAUCGAGGCCAAAUAUCUCACCUGAUUAUUCCUUAGGAUGAUGCAUAAUCAUUUAUGAACUGUCCAAUUAUCUCAUAUCCAAAUAUGUAACUGAAAUGUAUUUUAGCCCAUUCCUAUCAUUUUAUAGGCACACGGUACAACAAAAAUAAAUAAACUUUACGCGAAGUUAA
Molecule: messenger RNA, 1985 nt
Organism: Ipomoea nil (Japanese morning glory)
Lineage: Eukaryota; Viridiplantae; Streptophyta; Magnoliopsida; Solanales; Convolvulaceae
Product: D-xylose-proton symporter-like 2
Exons: 15
Coding region: 326-1840 (504 amino acids)
Biological process (GO): transmembrane transport
Cellular component (GO): membrane
Molecular function (GO): fructose transmembrane transporter activity
Source: RefSeq, a predicted model, not a curated record